Molecule: messenger RNA, 1404 nt
Organism: Lactuca sativa (garden lettuce)
Lineage: Eukaryota; Viridiplantae; Streptophyta; Magnoliopsida; Asterales; Asteraceae
Product: isopentenyl-diphosphate delta-isomerase
Source: RefSeq, a predicted model, not a curated record
UCUUUUUUCUUUUAAAGGUUAACAUUGUACAUCGAUCGGAGAUGCCCUUCUCAACCGGAUUCAGGACCCGGAAAGCGAAGCGAAACAGUUUUCUUCUCUAACUCCGUCGAUCCGUUUACUCCCGACCCACAUCCCUCACGUUAUCUGCUCCUCACGACGACUCUCCCCUGCUCGUGGUUGCCUCCCCUGUGAAACCAUCGGCCUGAGACCUUCAAUAGCCACAGCUACACCGUCGCACCCAACCCCAGUUACAAGGAUGGCGGGAAUAGCUUUGCUUAUGGAUCUAGUGAGGAAAAAUCCAAACGUGAAUGGUCAAACCCUACAUUCCACCGGUUUAUACUCAGCCACGCUUGCUGCCUCCUCCGCCGCCGCUUAUGCCGCCGCCACCACCCCCUUUGCAUCUAGGGCUAUAUUCGGGUUUGGUGGAAGAAGAGUUGCUUAUUGUGAUGCUGGUGCUACUUCUCCUCUUCUGACUGAAGAUUACCUUACCAGUUUAAGAACAGCAUCUGAAACCAUCUUUCGACACGAUACUUUAAACUACAGAACCAAAGAGUAUUACAUCGAGCUAAAACCAUUGUGGUCCGCUUUUCAGGCGAGAUCACUCGCGUUAACAUCAUUGAGGUCUUUCUUACUUUUUUAUUUGCCACUUUUGGCGCCUAAUGUUGAAGAUGAUGAUGAUUUCUUACCGGGUUCUUCGGACGAGCAUCAUGUGGACUUGGUUGUACCCUUCAAGAAAUCAGUAAAGCAGAUCCUUCGUGAAACUAGUGUUGUUACUACUAGACGGGUUCUGGAACGACUCGCUGUUCAUCGUUUCUCACAGCGAGCAGCAUGGAAGCUUCUUAAAGAUGUUCCCAAGUCUGCUGUUCGCAAAGCUAACAGGGGGAUGCCAUUUUAUACUUACUUUUUUUGUGUAAGUAGAACCACAUUUAGAGGUCAUUUCCUAGGAGUUGCAGCAUCAUGGGUUGUUCAAGUUGGAAUAGAAAGUUACCGGUUUGUGCGUGACAUUUCAAAAUCUGAUGAUGAUGGUGUUGAGCGGGAAGAACAAGUGAAAGGUCUUGGGAAGAAGGUGUAUGGUGUGACAGUUCGAUGUGGUGCGUCGCUACUUUUUGCAUCCAUAGGAGCUGGGAUCGGUGCCACCCUUUUCCGCCCAUCAACCGGCCAAUCAGUUGGGUGUUUGAUUGGGGACUUGGCAGGGCCUAUCAUUGUAUCGUUUUGUUUAGGCAACGGUUCUCCGUUGGAAGUUUAGACGCUAUUUGUUUUUUGUCAACAGCUGAUUGAAGCUUUACUUUUGAGAGAGGUUGAACUUGGAUGAAUGAAUCUUAAAACAAAGGUUUUAUUUGUAAAACAAUAUUGGGAGAUGUAUCGGUAUCUUUGUGAGCAUUGCUAUUUGCUAUUAGCAACCAA